AUUGUAUUUUAAUGCUCACUUUUCUUUUCAGACUGCUGAGGACACAGCAUCAGACCCCGAAGAGCUGCUGCUCACGACCGACCUGGAGACAGACGUGGAGGACCAGCAGUACACGGACACCUCCUACAGCAGUGCCAGCUUCGAGUCCCUGCCGCCGCCGCCCGUUGAAGAAAAACCAAAGAAGAAGCGGAAGAAACGAAAAGAAACUGUGGAAGAAACUAUAACAAGAGUUAGCAGCGAGGUGUGGUCGGAAGACUCUUUCCCGUUUGAGCCAGAUGAAGCAGCACAGGCAGUAGUAGAAGAAGAAGUAGUUAGAAAGAAGAAGAAGAAGAAGAAGGGAAAGAAAGGUAAAAAGGGAAAGAAAGUAAAAGAAGUUAAAGAAGAAAUACCUAAGUUUCCGAAGCCCAAGAAGUGGAAGAAGAUGAACAAGAAGGAAAGAGACCAGUGGAUGGAACAGCAGAUAGAAGAAUGGAGGCAGCAGAAAGAGAUAGAGAAAGCAGCCUACAUCGCGGGUGCGAAAGAGAGGAGGAAGGAAGAAGCGAGACAGAGAGCUGAGCAGCUGGCCAAUGACAACGCAGAACAGGAAAUCAGGAAGGAUAUCCUACAGAAGACUUGCAAUUUGUUCCACAGCUUUGAAAAAGAGAAGAUUCUGUAUGCAAACAACAAGCAGAUGAAAGAAGAAUGGCAACAGUACCUCCGCUGCGACGGGCUGCCCGACCCGCGCGUGGUGACGCAGGCGGCCACCUACCUGCACGUGUGGAGGGAGCAGCAGCAGUGGGGCGGCGAGGAGCUGGCCAGGAGGUGUGAGGAGACGCUGCCGAUGCUGGAGAUGUUGGAGACGUUUGUUGCUAACGCAAGACACUACAGUCCGCAACAGGCAGAAAACUACAAUGAGAUCCGCCUGGCGCUUCGGGAGCAGCUGCACCACACGAUCCAGCACGUGUCCUACAUGCUGCUGCGAGACCUGGAGACCAACCUCACCGCGCACUCCAUCAAGCUGGCUACAUAUGAGAAAGAGUUCAAGGGCCUCCAGCUAAACUUCUGGGUGGCCAUCCGGAUGCCCACUCGGAAACCGAAGCCAGUGGAAACUGAACCGGAACCAAUAGAGCUGUCCUUCCCCUCCAUGAAGGUCACAGUGACCCUGCCCAAGGUGGUGGACGCGUCGUGCGCGUGCGUGCGAGCUGCCAAGUACAUGCUGGACCUGCUGAGCGAGAGCUCCCGGACUUAUAGACUGGCUGAGGAGCCGGAGGACUGGUAUGAAGACCUGUACAGCUUCAACGUACGAGAACAUGAAGCGGUGACCGCGCUGAGCUCGGAGCAGGAGGCCACCAGGAAGGACUUCUUCAAGGCCGUCAAGGCCAGGGUCAAGGAGCUGGAAGGGAUUAUUAAAGCUAACAUAUACGUAAGAAACAAAGCUGCUGAAGAAGAGCUGGAAGAGCUGAGCCUGAAGGAGCCGCAGGGGCUGGGGGACCCACGUGCUUUCAUCGUGCAGCAGAACGAACUUGAGUUCGCCGAUUACUUGAAGAGGUGCAACUACAGGACACGGCGAGGGGAAAUCAACUUGAGGAAAUACAGAAUCUGCGGAGGCAUCAUCCAGAUAGACCUGCUGGAGACCCCCCCGCAGCCGAAGCGAAUGCGGGACGACAUCGACAUCACCACGUUGCCGCUACCCAAACGCCUGCAGCCGAUGUCGUACCAAGUCCAGUACCGCGCCCCCUCCCCCCCGCCGCCCGGCGUCACGAGGACGCCCGAGGAGAUCGAGGCGGAGAUGAGGAAGAUAGAGGCGGAGUACGAGAAGCUCGCGCUCGUGCAUAUUGAUCUCCCUCAAGACGUGAUGUGGCUGGAGCCUCCGGUCGUGGUCCAGUGGCAGGAGUCGCGGAGGCUGUGGACCACCAACUAUGUCAACGACUUCAAGUAUAAUGAGGAUAAACUCACUGUACAGUUCAGGACUGGGAUAUUGUGGCCGAUAGGACUAGCUACGUUGAGAUACAGCAACCUUCCAUAUCAAGGAUGGGACAUCAAACCUGAUCCAAAUGGAAGCGGCGUGAUAGUCCUAGUCACAGGCGUGUCGGUGACGAUCAGCUGGCUGUGCGUCGGCAACUACGUCAAACUGCGCUCCAUCACCAACGCGACGACGCCUGCGUUGAAGGAGCAUCUUAACAAGAAGUAUACGGUGAAGAAGAUGGUUCAGAUAAUGCGCUUGGCGGCGUGCGACGUGUUCCCCGGCAGCGACGCGCACGCGCACGUGGAGGGCGCGCGCAAGCAGCCCGCGCUCGAGCGACACACGUACCACGCCAUGGCCUUCCUGUCCAGGGCGUAUAACUUCCAGUGGAGCAGAUGGAACGUGGGCGCCGGUAGCCGAAACAUUGUGAUGCAAAUCAGAGAAGCCGUGGAUAAAAAGCGACAGGGGAAAUUCCAAUUAAUAAACGUGAGCACUCAACGGGCCACGCUCCUGAAGUGUACUGAAGUGUCCACGGAAUAUUCAGCUGAACCAAUACUGGGCAUGCAGUUCCACCCGGACCUGUUCACGUUCAACAUGUCGUACGGGUCGUCGGACGCGCGCAGACACACAUACAACAUGAAGUACAAGCUCGUGGAAACCGUCUUUGAGCUGCUGCAGGAGGUUAAACUGUGCAGUUUCUCAUAGACGACGGUCUAAGGGCUCCCGCACACGGGCCACCGGCCGCAACCACAAAACGCCGCCACUGGCAUAUUUCCUCUAAUUUUCAUACAUUUUAUAUGAACUCGCCGCACACGGUUGACGCCGGUGGCGGCCACACGCUUCAAAUCGUUCCCAUACAAAAGCUUCUCAUGGCGGCGUUUGUGGCUGUGGCCGGUGGCCCGUGUGCGGCGACACUAACUGCCAGUUUCUAUAACUCUAUCUAUCUAUAACUGGUAGUUACUUUCAUACGAUUUUGACAGAUUGUUACUUUUGAUUAUGUCAAAAUCGUAUGAAAGUAACUACCAGUUAUCGAUAGAUAGAGUUAUUGAAACUGGCAGUUUGCAAGGGGUUUUCAGAAUGGUGGAAUUACAAUGAAUGUACCUACAUCAAAAUUAGUUUAAGUUAUUACUUUUUUGUGGCAUAUUUUUUCAGUGGUCGGUACUUACGAAUUCAAGUUAAUGUUGAUUAAUGAUUUUUUGUCAAAGCAGUAUUUUUUGUAUUUGUAAAAUUUACGAU
Messenger RNA from Plutella xylostella (diamondback moth), 3178 nucleotides. RefSeq names its product dynein axonemal intermediate chain 7. NCBI's taxonomy places the organism in Eukaryota, Metazoa, Arthropoda, Insecta, Lepidoptera, Plutellidae. Gene Ontology annotation, molecular function: microtubule binding; beta-tubulin binding. Gene Ontology annotation, cellular component: axoneme. The record is from RefSeq and is a predicted model, not a curated record.